Messenger RNA from Heterobasidion irregulare TC 32-1, 411 nucleotides. RefSeq lists its product as uncharacterized. Bases 1 to 411 code for a protein of 136 amino acids. Lineage: Eukaryota; Fungi; Basidiomycota; Agaricomycetes; Russulales; Bondarzewiaceae. The transcript has 5 exons. Gene Ontology annotation, molecular function: peptidyl-tRNA hydrolase activity. The record is from RefSeq and is a predicted model, not a curated record.
AUGCUAGAAACGGCUGCACAAGAAACUUCACCGCAAAAACAGCCCCUUGUGAUGCAGCUGAUCGUUCGAAGGGAUCUUUUAGACACAGAAGCUUGGGGAGUCGGUCCUCUGAUGGCGCAGACAGCGCAUGCAGCCGUUGCGGUUAUACAUGAAACUAAGCAGAGACCUGAGACGGUCGAUUAUCUCGAUGAUUUGAAGAACAUGCACAAGGUUGUUAUGCAGACGCCAUCAUUGGUUACAUUGGAAAAAUUAGCAGCGUCAUUGUCGAAUGCAGAGCCACCAAUACCGUAUCAUCUAUGGGUCGAACAACCAGAGAAUGUCCCGACAUGUCUGGCCCUGGCGCCAAAUCGAAGGGAUAAAUUGAUCAGAAAGGCACUGGAUAAGUCAAGUUGUAGACUAUGGAAGAGCUAG